GCGGCUCCUGAGCCUCAGCGCUUCAGCUGGUGCCCGGGAAACUCCCGCAGGAGUGAUUCCCGGAGGGUCUCCGCUGGCGCCAGUCCCUAACAUCACUUUUUUCAGACUGUCUCAUCCUUCCUGCUCGAUAGAUGCUCAAAGUCGCUUCUGGAGAAAGCGCCUGCUUUCUCCCCAUCAUCUGCAGGGUCAAAGCAUCCCUUAACCAGCAAGGGCUGUGGUACCUUCUCCGUCUCGAUUCGGGGCGGGGCUGAGGUCCGCUCAGCAGCGAAGCGACAGGGAGGCAGAGAAGAACUUCGCGGGAGACGGGCCGGGCUGACGGUGGGUGAGCGAGGGGACUCGGGUCGCACACCCAUCGCUAUGGCCUCGCUCCCCGUAGCCGCGAACUGGACGGACCGGGGAAUGGCCGGCGCGGACACCGGGAACCUGAGUGCCGCGCUCGAGACUGGGGCAGCCGCGGGAGAAGCUGAGACUGAGUGGCUGCAACUGCUCGUCCGAGCCGGCAACCUUUCCGCGUCCUUCUCCCCGCUGGGUCUGGCGGCGGCCUCCCCCGCGCCUUCGCAGCCCCGGUCUAACAUCACCAACCAGUUCGUGCAGCCGUCCUGGCGCAUCGCGCUCUGGUCCCUAGCCUACGGCGUGGUGGUGGCCGUGGCCGUCUUCGGGAAUCUCAUCGUCAUCUGGAUCAUCCUGGCCCACAAGCGCAUGAGGACCGUCACCAACUGCUUCCUCGUGAACCUGGCUUUCUCCGACGCCUCCACGGCCGCCUUCAACACCUUGGUCAACUUCAUCUAUGCGCUGCACAGCGAGUGGUACUUCGGCGCCAACUACUGUCGCUUCCAGAACUUCUUUCCUAUCACAGCGGUGUUCGCCAGCAUCUACUCUAUGACAGCCAUUUCGGUGGACAGGUAUAUGGCCAUUAUUGACCCCCUGAAGCCCAGACUGUCUGCCACCGCAACCAAGAUUGUCAUUGGAGGCAUUUGGAUUCUAGCAUUUCUACUUGCAUUCCCUCAGUGUCUUUAUUCCAAAACCAAAGUCAUGCCGGGCCGUACUCUUUGCUACGUGCAAUGGCCAGAAGGCCCCAAACAACACUUCACUUACCAUAUUAUUGUUAUUAUACUGGUGUACUGUUUCCCAUUGCUUGUCAUGGGUAUCACAUACACCAUCGUUGGAAUCACCCUCUGGGGAGGAGAGAUCCCAGGGGACACCUGUGACAAGUAUCAUGAGCAGCUAAAGGCUAAAAGAAAGGUUGUAAAAAUGAUGAUUAUUGUUGUGGUGACAUUUGCCAUCUGCUGGCUGCCUUACCAUAUUUAUUUCAUCCUCACUGCAAUCUAUCAACAACUAAACAGGUGGAAGUAUAUUCAGCAGGUCUAUCUGGCUAGCUUUUGGCUGGCAAUGAGCUCAACCAUGUACAACCCCAUCAUCUACUGCUGUCUGAAUAAGAGAUUUCGAGCAGGCUUCAAGAGAGCAUUCCGCUGGUGUCCUUUCAUUGAAGUUUCUAGCUAUGAUGAGCUGGAGCUCAAGACUACCAGGUUUCACCCAACUCGGCAAAGCAGCCUGUACACCGUGACCAGGAUGGAAUCCAUGACGGUGGUGUUUGACCCUAGUGAUGCAGAUAACACCAAACCCAGCCAGAAGAAGAGAGUGCCUCCAGGAGACCCAAGCUUCAAUGGUUGCUCCCGCCAGAAUUCCAAAUCUGGCUCCACCACUUCAAGUUUCAUAAGCCCACCCUAUACUUCUGUGGAUGAAUACUCUUAAAUCCAUUUCCUGAGUGGAAAGAGUAGAGUGAGGCUAUCAUGGACACCAUAGCGUCCACACUCUCCUGAUUGUCAGCCCUGUCCUACAUAGUCUCUGUAAAAAAGAAGGGCAAUUUUUAGGCAACUGUGUUUCAACUGAGAAAGGUAGCAUUUGAGUUCAACAAAGACACUAUUAAGGUAUUUGCCCCCUCAAAAAUAAAAUAGGCUUUAAAUUUAUUCUUUGAAAAAUUUAAUAAUUGUAUGUAACAGAAAAAUAUUUCUGAAAAGUAUUUAUAGAGAGUUUCAUUUUUCUCACUGAAAAAUUGCAAUAUAUAUUUGUGACACUAAAGUAACAUAUGAUUUCCCCAAAAGAUUAAAGAACCAUUAAAAUAUAAUGAUGUGAGUGAAUAAAAAUAAAAUCUAUAGAAAAUGAAAAUUUUCAUCUAUAGCUAUUAAAGAAAAAAAGUUAUAUGACUUAUUUUACGACUAAAAUUAUGGGAAAUUUACCUCUAAGAGUAAAAAUUAAUGAAAAUCUUUGCUAAAGAGAAUUAACUUUGUAGGAUAAAAAUUUUUUGAGAUUUAAAGAUAUUCACCAUGAAAUAUAAUUGAAAAAGAAACCUGAUCAAAUUAUUAGGCAGCUGCACAUAUUUUUCUCUUUAUUUUUCUGGGAAAGUGGCUUCAAAAGAAAAACAUAAUCAUUUAGUUUUUGACUAUUAUAUAUUUUAAAGAGCCAAACUACGAAACAGUCAAAGAUAGAACUUUAAAAUGACAAAGCAAAUCCCUAUGAUCCUCCUUAUUUUAUUUUUCAAAAAUAUUUGUAGGUUUAAGAAAAAAAUAGAUUACAUAAUAGUAAAGAGGCUUUCUAAUGAAGAAGGGAAGAAUCUCAUUUAUCUCUGAAACUGACUACCAAUUUUUAGGCAAGAAUUAAAGAUACUAAUUCAUAGUUAUUAUAGCAGACAAGAGCAUCUAUUAGCUCCAAAGGAAAAUGUAUUUUUCCUCUAUAACCCAAGGAAAAAGCUUAAGGUGAGUAUUAACAACUGUAUAGUGCCUUAUUCUCUCCCUUUCCCCCCACAGUGGGGGAGAAAAAAAAGAGUAAGGACUAGGAGAAGGUAUCAGAAAAUAUAUUUAAAUGCAAAGCCUUAGGACAAAAGUUUAUGUACUACUUAUAUGUGCUUGUUUGAGUGCAUGCUAAGUUGUUUCAGUCAUGUCCGAACCUUUGCGAUCCUAAGGACUGUAGCCUGCCAUGCCCCUCUGUCCAUGGGAUUCUUCAGGCAAGAAUAUUGGAGUGGGGUGCCAUGCCCUCCUCCAUGGGAUAUACUAGUAUACCUAUAGGUAAAUCAAGUAAGAUGUAGAAAACGGAAUCAACUGUUAGAAUAAAAAGCUGGACAAAAUGUGGAUACACGUGAACUAAUACCGGGCAACAGGAGUAUAAUAUACAUAUUUCUACAGAAAGAGCCUUCCUUUAUCUGCUUAGAUAACUCAGAAAUUCCCCCAGAAAGAAAUGAGCUAAUGGUCCUAAAGAAGAAUCUGUUUUACUAUAAGAAAAAAAUAUACUGACACAUUUCUGAGAGCUAUAACAAAUCAAGGUACACCAUUAAGUGUGGAAUUUAUCUUCCAGACCUCAGUGCUCAAAAGUCAUCUUUUCUUGAAUUAGAGAUACCAUCAAUCUAGCUCAAGAAAGCAGUAACCUUCUGAGAAUGUGGCUGUGUAGUACAAACUUCUCCUUCCAAAUAUUCAGAUAGAUUUUUAAAGCUAUCCAACUAUAAUUACCUG
Messenger RNA from Dama dama (fallow deer), 3503 nucleotides. RefSeq names its product tachykinin receptor 3 (gene TACR3). The transcript is spliced from 5 exons. Gene Ontology annotation, biological process: positive regulation of flagellated sperm motility; G protein-coupled receptor signaling pathway. Lineage: Eukaryota; Metazoa; Chordata; Mammalia; Artiodactyla; Cervidae. The coding region runs from base 358 to 1752 and encodes 464 amino acids. The record is from RefSeq and is a predicted model, not a curated record. Gene Ontology annotation, cellular component: sperm midpiece; plasma membrane. Gene Ontology annotation, molecular function: tachykinin receptor activity.